AAUAUUCAGUUGAUUCUCUCUGCCGACCUAGAGAAAUCCACCUACAGAACGGUUGCUUCACAAGGAACGAAGAAAGGGAUCAGGCGUCCUGAGGUCUAAGGCUGAGGCAGGAUGAGGUUUACCUAGUAACCGAUGAUGCUGCACUAAGGCAUUCAAUGAUUUGUCCUUGCGUCUUUCCCCGCCUACCUAGCCGAUCUGGCAACUCGGUUUGGGACAGCGGACCCCUGAGCCCGUGGGAACAGGAGCUGGGUAGGGCCGACUCAUUCAUCUGACGGAGACCAAGGGACCUGGGGAGUGCCGUAUUCUGCUGUGUGUCUGGUCAUCGUCACCCAGGCUGGGGCUUUCGGGGCAGGAGAGGACCCCUGGCCCCUGGAAGAGCUGGUCCGGGAGACUGGGCUCCCCACGUCUUCACAGAGCAUGAGCGCCCUUCUGCCGCUGCUGCUGGGCUUCAGCCUGGGCUGCACGGGAGCAGGUGGCUUUGUGGCUCAUGUGGAAAGUACUUGUUUGUUGGAUGAUGAUGGGACUCCAAGGGAUUUCACAUAUUGUAUCUCCUUCAACAAGGAUCUGCUAACCUGCUGGGAUCCACAGGAGGGCCAACUAACCCCUGUUGAAUUUGGGGUACUGAAUCCCUUGGCCAUAAGCAUCUCAGAGUACCUUAACCACAGUGAUACCCUGCUGCAGCGCCUGCACAAUGGACUCAAGAACUGUGGCACACACACUCAGCCUUUCUGGACAUCACUGACCCACAGAACACGACCACCAACUGUACAAGUAGCCGAAACCACUCCUUUUAACACAAGGGAGCCCGUGAUGCUGGCUUGCUAUGUGUGGGGCUUCUACCCAGCAGAUGUGACCAUCACAUGGAUGAAGAACGGGCAACUUGUCAUCCCUCAUAGCAGUAUGGAGAAGACUGCGCAGCCCAAUGGAGACUGGACAUACCAGACCCUCUCUCAUUUAGCCCUCACUCCCUCUUACGGGGAUACAUACACCUGUGUGGUGGAGCACAUUGGGGCACCUGAGCCCAUCCUACAGAACUGGAGCUACACUCCCCUCCCUGGGUCCAAUUAUCCGUAAGGACGACACAUUACCUAGAGGCAGACUUCUGUACAUGCAAACUCCUGAUGAUGACACCGUGUCCACCCCCAAAAUCGUCACACCUCCAAGUUUUCUUGGAUUCCUGCCCCCCAAGUUCUUUGAGUGUACCAGCCCCACCUCCAAUGUAAACCUUGCAGCUUGAGGAAACUAAUUCCUGGGAAUGUUUUGUAACCAACUUAUCAUCCAAAAUUGUAUUUCUUUGGUAAAUGUAAUCUGGAGAGGGAAGUUUAAGGCCCUCCUGGGUUCCCCUUGUGCCACAGAGAGUGAUGAGUCACUGGUGAUUGUCUCUGGGGAAUAAACUCUGGUGCAUAUUUUA
Molecule: messenger RNA, 1411 nt
Organism: Oryctolagus cuniculus (rabbit)
Lineage: Eukaryota; Metazoa; Chordata; Mammalia; Lagomorpha; Leporidae
Gene: RLA-DMB
Product: histocompatibility antigen DM heterodimer light chain-like
Biological process (GO): immune response; antigen processing and presentation
Cellular component (GO): MHC class II protein complex; membrane
Source: RefSeq, a predicted model, not a curated record